Molecule: messenger RNA, 4600 nt
Organism: Amoebophrya sp. A120
Lineage: Eukaryota; Dinophyceae; Syndiniales; Amoebophryaceae
Source: the annotation of a GenBank genome assembly
AUGGCUGUCCGAUUGCGGUCAGCCAAGCGUCGUUCCAAAACGAAAUUGCGACUCUUGUUCAAGAAUAUCAGCAAAGUCCGCAGUACGCCGCUCUGCAAGAAAGGCGUCAAGACGAGGAGCGAAGGAGGACCGCGCUGCAUCAACGGAUUGCUACUGAGGGGGUUACCGCGGUGCGUCAAAGUCUUGAUGCUGAGGAUAUUCGAGCAAAGCAAGCCGAUAUUGACGCCGACCGAAUCAAGAAAGGGGUGCCUGGUGUAUACCGAGUGUCCAGCAGCAGCAGCAGCUUUCUUGGGGAAGGUGUUUCAACAUCGGACGCAACGACUGCAGAGAAUCGUCCGGACGCGGGGGACGCGAAGGCUGCCAGUCAACUCCAUCUGCAUCGUGGUGGAAAGUCCGGUCGCGUCCACCAGUCCUCUGAUGUGCUACUUGCUUCGGGCGAAAUCGCCGUGGCUCCUCCACGCGGCUAUACCAACGCGCCGGUGCACGAAGAGCAAUUCCUCUCGUUUCUAUCGAUCAGCGGGGCGGGACCGGUGUCUCCAGGUAUAGGUAGAUUGUAAAUCUGGCACAGCUUUUUGUUUCGAUGAUUGUGGUCGUGCUGUACAGGGUAUCACCAGUGCGUAGUUGCGUCGUGCACGACGGUUAUUGUCGACUGUAAAGGAGUGCUGAGCACCAACAUGUCUUACAAGGCCGCAGCUUAUGUCGCGCAGUGGGAGGGUGAACGAGUUGAAAGGGGGGAAAGAAAAACGCCAGAGGGGGGGCAAGGGGAAAAAAUUUUGAUGCAGGGCGGGGCCAAGCCUCUGCGCCGCUUCGUGUUCAAAGUAAGAACGAAGGCGGUGCGCCAUCGCGCCCGUGGUCUCCGUCGUUGUGUGAGUGCGAGGGCCCCGCCCGUAUUGGGCCCGCGUUUCUGACGGCAAGCCCUAGGCACAACAACGCAAAGCGCGGCAGCGGGCGGGCGCCAGUGGGCGGGGGAAGGUAGGAGGCAGGAGCACAGCCCGCGCCAUGCGCGGCUCUGGCGCGUCACGCCCCGCCCGCGCGUCUGCUUUGUGGCCCGUCUGUGACGCCUGCCGGUGCGCCCUGCUCCUUUGCGCGUUGGUGCCCCCCCCGCCCUUCUCCCGCGCGCGGUCUUGCAGGGCCGGUGCUUGUUGGGGCCCCUGUUGCGCGCUUGGGUAGAGUCAGCGAGGACGGGCGCCGGGGCAGGGCAUUCAUUGCUUUCCAGGCGUAGGGGCCCACCGCCCCCCCCCCGCACCCCUGGGCAACAACGGCGCCCCACGCGCUAGCUUGCGCGCAAUCUGUUCCGCCCCCGCCUCCCCUCGCGCGCAGCGAGCGAGCGAGCCUCCAUCCAAGAGAGGCGGGCAGGCAGAGAGGCGGACGGUGGCGCCCUCUCCCAGUCUCCUCGUGAGCAGAGGGGGGGCGCCGGGGGAGGGUGGUGGGCAGCUGCUCGCGUGUGGGCCUGGUGCUGGGGCGCGGGCGGCUGUCCCCUUGGGCCGAUGCUCCGCGGCCCCGCCCCCCGUGCCUCCCGCUUUCCCCGUGCUUCCCGCUUUCCCCGUGCUUCCCGCUUUCCCCGUGCUUCCCGCUUUCCCCGUGCUUCCCGCUUUCCCCGUGCUUUCCGCUUUCCCCAUGCUCCCCACCUUCCCCGUGCUUCCCGGCCGCUUUCGCCGCGCUUCCCGCCUUCCCCGUGCUUUCCAUCCGCUUCCCCCGGGCUUCCCGCGCGCUUUUCCUGUGUUUCCAGUCUUCCCCGUGCUUCCCGUUUUCCCCGUGUUCCCCGCUCCCCCCGUGCCCCCCGCCUUCAAAGCUGCAAAAAUGGGAGAGGCGGUUUGGUUGGAAGGUUGUUGCGAAGUUUAUUUUUGGGCUUGCGAAGUUUAUUUUUGGGCUUGCAAAAUUUUCGGGCGUGCAAAAUAUUUCGACGCGCAAAAUUUUUGGGCUUGCGAAAUAUUUCGAGUUGCAAAAUUUUCCGGCUUGCGAGGUUUUUGGCUGGCAAAAUAUUUUUCGUUGGGAAAUUUUUCGAGUUGUGAAAUGUUUUGCGUUGCGAAAUAUUUUGCGCCGCAAAGUAUUUCGCUUCCUUUGCGACACGUUUCCCGUUGGCCGUUUCCCGCUGGCCGUUUCCCGCUGGCCGUUUCCCGUUGGCCGUUUCCCGUUGGCCGUACGUUUCCCGUUGGCCGUACGUUUCCCGUUGGCCGUUUCCCGUUGGCCGUUUCGUUUCCCGUUGGCCGUUUCCCGUUGGCCGGUUCCCGUUGGCCGGUUCCCGUUGGCCGUUUCCAGUUGGCCGCUUCCCGUUGGCCGCUUCCCGUUGGCCGUUUCCCGUUGGCGAUAGAAUAUUUGAACUUGCAAAAUGUUUGGAGUUGCGAAAUGUUUUGGGUUGAGAAAUGUUUUGCGUUGCAAAAUAUUUGGACUUGCGAAAUAUUCUGAGUCGCAAAAUCUUUGAAGCUACAGAAUCUCUGGAGUCGCGAAAUGUUUUGGGUUGAGAAGUGUUGUGCUGUGCAAAAUGUUUGGACUUGCGGAGUAUUUUUUUUCUGUCGCAAAAUCUCUGGAGCUACAGAAUGUUUGGAGUUGCAAAAUAUUUCGCGAGUUGCGGCUUGGCCGCUGGCCGUUUGCGAUUUGACCGCUGGCCGUUUGCGAUUUGGCCGGUGGCCGUUAACCGUUGGCCGUUUGCGAUUUGGCCGCUAAGCGGCGGCCGUUUGUGAUUUGGCCGCUGGCCAUUGGCCGUUUGCGAUUUGGCCGUUGGCCGUUGGCCAUUGGCCGUGUGCGAUUUGGCCGUUGGCCGUUUGCGAUUUGGCCGGUUGCCGUUGGCCGUUGGGCGGUGAGCGAUUUCGCAAAUCGCGACAGCUUUGGAAAGUUUCAAAACUUUCAAAAAAUUGCCGGCGUGGGCGAUUUUCCUCCCCGUCGCAAAGUUUUAACGCGCGCAGCUCAUUGAGACACUUUUUGCGUUGCAAAAUAUUUGGACUCGCGAAUUAUUUUGAGUCUGUCGCAAAAUCUUUGAAGCUACAGAAUACUUGGCGUCGCGUUGCAAACUAUUUUGCGAGUUGCGGCCUGGCCGCUGGCCGUUUGCGAUAUGACCGCUGGCCGUUGGCCGUUUGCGAUUUGGCCGUUGGCCGUUUGCGAUUUGGCCGUUGGCCGUUUGCGAUUUGGCCGUUAACCGUUGGCCGUUUGCGAUUUGGCCGUUAACCGUUGGCCGUUUGCGAUUUGGCCGUUAACCGUUGGCCGUUGGCCGUUUGCGAUUUGGCCGUUAACCGUUGGCCGUUUGCGAUUUGGCCGUUAACCGUUGGCCGUUGGCCGUUUGCGAUUUGGCCGUUUGCGAUUUGGCCGUUGGCCGUUGGCCGUUUGCGAUUUGGCCGUUGGCCCUUGGCCGUUGGCCGUUUGCGAUUUGGCCGUUGGCCGUUGGCCAUUGGCCGCGUGCGAUUUGGCCGUUGGCCGUUUGCGAUUUGGCCGGCUGCCGUUGGCCGUUGGGCGGUGAGCGGUCUCGCAAAUCGCGACAGCUUUGGAAAGUUUGAACAGUGUCAGUGUCGGCUGUGCUGACGGCACGCAUGGGCAUGCGGAUUCGGCAAGAAAAUUAUGUGCAUCUGUCAGGUCGUGCCGAGGGGCUCACAUCAAAGCUGCAGCUGUCUGCGCCGGGGGAGAGACAUGUCAUGACUCUGGACGAGCAAGCCGGCGGCAUGGGCAGUGACGACCAGGAAUACCACGAGGACACGGACGGAAAAAUCGUGGUGAACGACGGGGCCAGGACGGACGCGAAUCAGGAGGAAUCCACGGCGAAUCAUGCGGCGUUGUCGGUCGGUCCGGCGGAACAGGGAAGCGAGGAUCAGUGAACUUGUGACGGCACGCACAAGAACGAGGAGGGAGGGACUGGAGGGCAAAGGGUUGUAGCUUUCGUGCCUUGUCAGAACAUACUUAAUAUGUUGGAGAAAACUGUAUAAUCGAUCUUAGAUGAACACGUAUGAUUGAAAAACCAAAGACAUAAUGUAAAUUGAAAAACCACUGUGGUCCACACCAGACAAAAUACUCUUGUUGUUUUUUCUUGCCCGAUCAUGUUGUACCACAAGCAUCAAGCAGCCAGAGAGACGACAAAGAAUCUGCAUACUGCAGCGGGUAAAUGAUAAACUUCAACAUAAAUCAAAAUUAAUGUGCAUUAAGCCAAGCCAUCAUGACAAGCUGGUCCCUCUGUACAAGAUAAACAAGAAAGGCUUUUCACAAACGGGACAAACUAGAGAUGCCUGAUUUAUUCUAUUAAUUAUAAAUUUUUGCAUCUUGUUUUCUUUCCAUGCAUGGGAGAAAAUUAAAAUUCUUUCGAAAUCAAGAACGCGAGAUCGAUGUACAAAAAAAUGAAGACGAAAAAUCCGAUAUCGACAAAGUAGUUCGUGUCUUAUUCCAGAAAUGUGUUUGAUGCCACGAGGCUGGAUGCAGCCAGUCCAAGACGAGGAGAAGUUAUAAAUAUGACUCAGUGUUGUAGUUGUUGUAGAAGUUGUUUUCCCAUGGCAUGUACAUGUUCUAUCAUGGUGCUCGUUUUGAUGGUUGGGCGAUCGCAAAAAGAACCGGGAUCAAGCACUGGCAAAGCAGCUUUCAAUUUCUGUUUGAAGUUGAAGAGUAAAACAAGUUACCAAAGAAU